AUGAGCCAAGCAGACGAUUCAUUAAUAUGUCCGAUAACAUUAGAAUUGUUUAAAGAUCCUGUUUUAGCUCAAGAUGGCCAUACAUAUGAAAGACAAGCUAUUCUAGAAUGGAUUCAAAAGAAAGGUCGAAGUCCAAUAACUGAUCAACCAUUGUCAAUAGAACAUUUAUAUCCUAACAAUGCUAUUAGAAAAGCAGUGGAUCAUUUUGAAAAUUCUCUGAAGAAUAAAAAAUAUCGAUAUGCUCUUGAUGUUGACGUAAAAAAGACAGCUGGACGACCAUUAUUUCAAUCAUUUGGAAAAACUAUUUAUUAUGCGGAAUGGUUACCAGCGAAUAAACAUCGUCCAGAAAUAAUUCUUUUAAAAAUUGAUGGUGCUCGAUCAAAAAAAGAAGCAUCAUUCUAUGUUGAUCUUAGUCGUCAUCCACAUAUUGUCAGAACAUAUGGAUUAGUACAUGAAGAAAAUGAAGAUGAAGGUGAUGAAAAUAAUGCAGUUAUGUUAUUACAAGAACAUGCACCU
This is a messenger RNA of Rotaria sp. Silwood2, 516 nucleotides long. Lineage: Eukaryota; Metazoa; Rotifera; Eurotatoria; Philodinida; Philodinidae. The record is from the annotation of a GenBank genome assembly.